AUGGAGGCAUGGGCCCACUACACCCUCAUGAAGCAGCUGCUCUGUGUGCGACACCCCCGGGAGCCCCUUGAUCCCGCUCUGCUACAGGACAUCGAGCAGGUCCUGCUGGACGAGCGCGCCCAGCGCGUCCUCAUCGAUGCCACCUCCCUCCCAGCCCUAACUCCGGCCACCACCCUGCCAGCCACCCUCCAUCUCUGGCAGGGCGACAUCACCACCCUGGAUGGAGUCACGGCCAUCACCAACGCCGCCAACAGCGAGAUGCUCGGCUGUUUCCAGCCCGCCCAUCGCUGCAUCGACAACAUCAUCCACGCUCGUGCGGGUCCCCGCCUGCGCGAGGCGUGCUUUCGUCUGAUGAAGCGCGGAAAGCGUCAGUUACCCGUCGGUCAGGCAUGUACCACCCAAGGCUACUGUCUGCCCGCGUCAUAUAUCAUCCACACCGUGGGCCCCCAGCUCGAUGCCGGACAAUCCGCCCCAACCUCCCAGCAGCGCCACCAGCUGCAGCAAUGCUACGAGGCCAUCCUGGAUGCCGCCGAAACUCUCCCGUUAUCCGACCCGCAAGGCAAGACCAUCGCCCUCUGCGGCAUCUCGACCGGUCUCUUCGCCUUUCCCGUCGAAGACGCGGCCCCCCUGGCCGUGGCCGCCGUCAUCAACUGGCUACAGCGCCACCCCGACACCACCAUCACCAACAUCAUCUUCAACACCUUCCGCGACGCCGAUACCGCCACCUACCAGCAAAUCCUCACCAAGACGUACGCGCCCGUCCCCUCCCUCCCCACCCCACCCCAAGUCCACAGCCCCUCCCUCCACCAAGCCAAAGCCUGGCUCCGCGCCGCCGACACCAUCCUCGUCAGCUGCGGCGCCGGCAUCUCCGCGGCCAUCGGACUCGACUAUACCUCUACCACUCUCUUCACCCAACACUUCCCCGCGUUCAAAAAAUACCGGAUGCGCCGUCUCUACGACUGCUUCGACCGCACCCUCCGCGACUGGCCAUCCGAGAACGUCCGUUGGGGAUUCUACUUCACCCAAAUGGCCAUGGUGCGGAAUUGGCCCCGCUCCCCGCUGUAUACCUCCCUGAUUGAAUACCUGGGGUCGAAUUUCGCCCCGGAUCGGGUGCAUGUUCGAACCUCGAAUGCAGAUGGGCAGUUCCGCGCUCAUGAUCUCCCCGAGGAACAACUCUCCACGCCGCAGGGCCAGUAUGCGUAUCUGCAAUGUUUGGAGGAUUGUCAUCCGGAUGCGGUGGUUCCGUCAGCGCCCUAUCUGGAGGCCGCGCUGCCGUAUCUCGACCCCGUGACGCAGGUGCUGACGGACUCGGAUAAGGUCCCCACGUGUGCGUUCUGCGGGGGGGCGAUGUUUCUGUGUGUUCGCGGCGGGGACUGGUUUAAUGAGCGGCCUUUUGCUGCGGGCGAGGAGCGGUGGCAUGAUUUUCGCGAGACGUUUCUGACGGAUCGUCACCGGAAUGUCGUGAUUCUGGAGCUGGGGGUGGGAUUGUCGACCCCUGGGGUGUUGCGGUGGGAGAAUGAGGAGUUGGUGGAGCAGGGGGAGGGUCGUGUGCGUCUGGUGCGUGCCGGUCUGGGCGAUGCGGCGCAUGUUCCGUGGGAGUUGGAGGCGGAGCAGUUGGCGACUACGGUGGAGGGAGAUUUGCAGGAUAUUGUCCGGGCGAUUGUGGCGCCGUGA
Molecule: messenger RNA, 1674 nt
Organism: Aspergillus ibericus CBS 121593
Lineage: Eukaryota; Fungi; Ascomycota; Eurotiomycetes; Eurotiales; Aspergillaceae
Product: ganglioside induced differentiation associated protein
Exons: 1
Coding region: 1-1674 (557 amino acids)
Source: RefSeq, a predicted model, not a curated record